Messenger RNA from Neomonachus schauinslandi (Hawaiian monk seal), 2329 nucleotides. RefSeq names its product BUD13 homolog (gene BUD13). Gene Ontology annotation, cellular component: RES complex; U2-type spliceosomal complex. The transcript has 10 exons. The record is from RefSeq and is a predicted model, not a curated record. NCBI's taxonomy places the organism in Eukaryota, Metazoa, Chordata, Mammalia, Carnivora, Phocidae. Gene Ontology annotation, molecular function: RNA binding. Gene Ontology annotation, biological process: mRNA splicing, via spliceosome. The coding region runs from base 13 to 2040 and encodes 675 amino acids.
CUCACCGCUGCCAUGGCGGCAGCUCCGCCGCUCUCCAAGGCCGAGUAUCUGAAGCGUUACUUGUCUGGGGCAGGUGCCGGCGUCGACGGGGGCCCUGACUCCGGUCGCAAGCGUCGCAGAAAGCGGCCGAAGCCCGGCGGGGCCGGCGGGAAGGGAAUGCGGAUUGUGGAUGAUGAUGUGAGCUGGACAUCUAUUUCCACCACUAAACCGGAAAAGGAGGAAGAAGAUGAUGAUGGAGAUUUGCCUGUGGUGGCUGAGUUCGUGGAUGAGCGGCCGGAAGAGGUAAAGCAGAUGGAAGCCUUUCGUUCUAGUGCCAAAUGGAAGCUCCUGGGAGGCCACAGUGAAGAUCUGCCCUCACACAGACACUUCCGUCAUGACUCCCCGGAUUCAUCUCCCCCCAGGAGGGUCCGUCACGACACCCCAGAUUCGUCACCCCCCAGGAGGGGCCGUCACGACACCCCGGAUUCAUCUCCCCCCAGGAGGGUCCGUCACGACACCCUGGAUUCAUCUCCCCCCAGGAGGGUCCGUCACGACACCCCGGAUUCAUCUCCCCCCAGGAGGGUCCGUCAUGACACCCCAGAUUCAUCUCCUCGCAGGAGGGUCCGUCAUGAUACCCCAGAUUCCUCUCCCCCAAGGAGGGUCCGUCAUGACACCCCAGACCCAUCUCCUCCCAGGAGGGCCUGUCAUACUUCUCUGGAUCCUUCUCCCCUCAGGAAGCCUCAUCGUCACUCUUCAGGUGUGUCUUCUAGGAAAGCCCAUCACAACACACCAGAUCCAUCUCUUCCUAGGAGGGCCCAUCACAAUUCCUCAAAUAGCUCUGUUCCCAGAAGGGCCCGAAAUAGCUCCCCUGACACAUCUCAACCUAGAAGGACUCUUGACUCCUUGGACACAUCACAGCUCAGGAGGGCCCGUCAUGACUCCCCUGAUUUGGCUGCUAAUGUCCCUCAUUCAUUGCCCAGAACCAAAAGCAGUAAAGCCCCAGAAAGAGCCUCUAGCAAAAUUUCUCCACACUGGAAGGGGCCGGGACCAUCUCAUGCAUCACUCCCAAAGAACAGCAAGUAUGAGUAUGACUCCGACCUCUCUCCUCCACGAAAAAAGCAAGCAAAAUCCCAUAAGCAUGAUUCUAAAGACUCUUCCCCCAGCCAUAGGAAGUUUCACACAAGCUCUUCACCUAGGAGACAUCGGAGUCACGUGUUGGACUCUUCCUCCUACCCAAGUGAUAGUUGGAAAGCCUCAGAUUCAGAUCUUUCUCCUCCUCGCCAUAAGCAAAGUUCAGGGCACAAGGAUUCUGAUUCAGAUCUUUCACCUCCACGGAAUAGACCUACACAUCGGAGCUCUGAUUCUGACCUGUCUCCACCAAGGAGGAAACAGAGGGUCAAAUCUUCUGAUUCUGAUCUGUCUCCACCUCGAAGGAGUCAGCCUUUAGGAAAGAAGGCUGCACACAUGUAUUCUGGGGCUAAAACUGGGUUGGUGUUAACUGACAUACAGCGAGAACAGCAGGAGCUCAAGAAACGGGACCAAGAAGCCCUGGCGUUUGAAGCUGAAUUCCAGUAUGCUGAAACCGUAUUUCGAGAUAAAUCUGGUCGUAAGAGGAAUUUGAAACUGGAACGUUUAGAGCAAAGGAGAAAAGCAGAGAAGGACUUGGAGAGAGAUGAGCUGUACGCUCAGUGGGGCAAAGGGCUAGCCCAGAGCCGGCAGCAGCAGCAAAACGUGGAGGAUGCAGUGAAGGAAAUGCAGAAGCCUCUGGCCCGCUAUAUUGAUGAUGAAGAUCUGGAUCGGAUGCUGAGAGAACAGGAAAGAGAGGGGGACCCCAUGGCCAACUUUAUCAAGAAGAAUAAAGCCAAGGAGAACAAGAAUAAGAAAGUGAGACCUCGCUACAGUGGUCCUGCACCUCCUCCCAACAGAUUCAAUAUCUGGCCUGGAUAUCGCUGGGAUGGAGUAGACAGAUCCAAUGGAUUUGAACAGAAGCGCUUUGCCAGGCUUGCCAGCAAGAAGGCGGUGGAGGAACUUGCCUACAAGUGGAGUGUUGAGGAUAUGUAACUUUUCUGAGGCUGUGGGGUGGCUGUGGGUUGUGGUAGUGGGCAUAGGGCAGCCAGACAUCCAGCUGUAACAGUUGUCUAUGCUAAUAAUCAGGGUCCACACAGACGAGCAACUUGAAUGCCAGUUUUGACUACGGAAGAAUAUUUUGAGACCUGAUGUUUGGAUUGAGGCACCUGGACUUCUUAGGUGUGCCAAAACUGGCUAUUGCUGGCCUUCAGAGGAGGCAUUGAUUUUUCAUUGUCCCAGGGUUUGUUCUUGGUUAGGGUUUUUCUUUUUUAAUAAACAUGCA